Molecule: messenger RNA, 2643 nt
Organism: Tetranychus urticae (two-spotted spider mite)
Lineage: Eukaryota; Metazoa; Arthropoda; Arachnida; Trombidiformes; Tetranychidae
Product: polypeptide N-acetylgalactosaminyltransferase 13
Biological process (GO): protein O-linked glycosylation
Cellular component (GO): Golgi apparatus
Molecular function (GO): polypeptide N-acetylgalactosaminyltransferase activity
Source: RefSeq, a predicted model, not a curated record
ACAGGCAAUCUCUAACAAAAAUGAAGCUGCCAGAUGUUUGAGACUUCAAUUUAUUUGCUUUCAUAACAUCGAUUGAUGUGGUCAAUUAACAGUUAAUUAAUUAUUUUUUUUUUGUUAUGACUUUACAAACAAGUGAAAGCCUUUCCUGUCAUCAAACAUUGUACAGAAUGUUAAUAAGACUUCGUUUAUUUAGAUGGAGUACUUACCGGUUAAUAAUAUUGUCAUCUUUUAUCUGGAUUCUGGUGGGGUUCAGUGUACUUGUGUAUUAUAUGGACUGUUUAGGUAGUUCUGGUAUUAAUUGUGUUGGUGGUAAACAACGUAAAUUAUUUCAAUUAUCAUCUUCUAGUGCAAAUAAUCCUAACAAUGUGAAUUUUAAUUACAAUGGAUUAGAGGAAUCAAUUGAAAAUGAUUUAUCAAAUUUAAAUAGUGAUAAUUUAAUUGUAAAUGAAAAUGCCAAUUCCCUUCUUUUACCAUUUAAAUCAAAUCAACUUAGAAAAUGGAAAUCACCUGUCUUGGCUACAAAUCCAAGUUCAUGGCCUGGUGAAAAGGGUAAACCCGUGAAUAUUCCGAAAGAAGAAGAAUCUCUUAAAAAUGAGAAAUUUAAAUUAAAUCAAUUUAAUCUGUUGGCCAGUGAUAGAAUUGCGUUAAACAGAUCUUUGCCUGAUGUUAGAAUGGAUUCAUGCAAGAAGAAACGUUAUCCAAGUGAAUUACCUACAACCAGCAUUGUCAUUGUUUUCCAUAAUGAAGCCUGGUCAACUUUAUUACGAACUGUUCAUAGUAUUAUCCGAACCUCACCAAGGACUCUUCUUGAGGAGAUUAUUCUUGUUGAUGAUGCUAGUGAUGGAGAACAUUUAGGUAAAAAAUUAGAAGAUUAUGUGGUUACUUUGCCGGUCCCUGUUCAUGUUUUACGAACAGGGAACAGAUCAGGAUUGAUUCGAGCUCGUCUUUUAGGAGCAUCACAUGUUAAAGGUCAAGUAAUUACCUUUCUAGAUGCUCAUUGUGAAUGCUCAAAAGGAUGGUUGGAACCUUUAUUAGCAAGAAUAAGAGAAGAUAGAACUCGUGUUGUUUGUCCAAUUAUUGAUGUGAUAAGUGAUGAUAAUUUUGAAUAUAUCCCAGCAUCUGAUAUGACUUGGGGAGGAUUCAAUUGGAGACUUAAUUUUAGAUGGUAUCGAGUUCCUCAACGAGAAAUUGAUCGUCGUAAUGGUGAUAGAAGUGAACCCGUUAGAACACCUACUAUGGCUGGAGGAUUAUUCUCUAUUGAUCGUGAUUACUUUGAAUAUCUUGGUAAAUACGAUGAAGGAAUGGAAAUCUGGGGAGGAGAAAAUCUUGAAUUAAGUUUCAGGAUCUGGAUGUGUGGAGGAACACUUGAGAUAGCAACUUGUUCUCAUGUUGGUCAUGUUUUCCGUAAAUCUACGCCUUACACUUUCCCUGGCGGUACAACAAAGAUAGUUAAUCAUAACAACGCUCGUUUAGCUGAUGUUUGGCUGGAUGAAUGGAAAGACUUUUAUUAUGCCAUUAAUCCAGCAGCUAAGAAGGUUAAUAAAGGUGAUACAAAAGGACGAAAAGAGUUACGAGAAAAAUUGAAGUGCAAAAGUUUCCGUUGGUAUCUUGAAAAUGUUUACCCUGAAUCUCAAAUGCCAUUGGAUUACUAUUCAUUGGGUGAGAUUCGUAAUGUUGCCAUAAAUCAUUGUCUUGAUACAUUUGGACGUAAAAGUGGUGAAAAUGCUGCAAUGAGCCAGUGCCAUGGAAUGGGUGGUAAUCAAGUGUUUGCUUAUACAAAACGUAAACAAAUCAUGUCAGACGAUAAUUGUUUAGAUGCUUCCAGUAAAAAAGAGCCUGUUAAAUUGAUUCGAUGUCAUGGGUUAGGAGGCAAUCAAAUGUGGGAAUAUCAUACGAAAGAGCAAACAAUUGUUCAUGUAAACACAGGACUUUGUUUAGACAAAUCUGAUUCUACUCUUGAUGCAAUUCAUCCAACAUUACAAGAAUGUGAUAACAGUGAAUCGCAACAAUGGAUUCUAGUUUCAAACUUUAAAUGGCAAACACCUGAACAUAAUAAAACACACACUGAUAAUGAUGAUUCAAAGAUUGCUGUUUAAUGGCAACCUGACCAAAGGAAUUGCAAGAAAUACAUUCAUUAUGGCUGACAAUAUGGAUUGUUCCUAUACUUUCAUAACUAAUUACUGUCCUUGUAUUUGAAUAUACCAAAGGAAAGUUAACUUCUUGCUCAUCAGUCAAUACAAUUGAUGUCAUUGUAUGUAUGAUAUAAUAUUAACAAUUUAUUUUGUCAAAGUAAUUCGUGAUCAUGAUUGGGACUGGAUCAAUGAUUAUAAAAACUGCCUGCGAUUUAUUGAAAAUUAUUUUCCUUUUUACUGAAGAGUUUGUCCAUUCACUAUGAUUCUUUCAUCUGUAAGUUGAUUUUAGUUAAUGAUAUUCUUAAUCAUAUUUACAAUUAACUCAAUUGUGCCUUUUGUGGAUGCAAAAAUUAAUGCAAUUUAUACUUUCAGUAUUAUGAAAGAACAAAGUUCUUGCAUUGAAAGGAUUGUUAAAUGGAUUGUCAUUGAAUUUAUAUAUUAAUUGGUCAUGUAAAAAGAUUUUUUGUUAACAAUUGUUCUAUUCCUUAUUAUAAAUAAAUUGUACAUCUUA